UUAUAAAAAGCACCGUCCUAUCUCAAAUAGUUUGGUAUUGAGAUAUGUGUAUAACUACCCGUUGCGGGUAGGAUGCGCCGACGAGGAGACGAGUCAAGCGAUAAAAUAAACAAUGAUACAAUUGUCUCCACUCUCUAGUCGAUCAAAAGAAAAAAGCUUUAUAUUUUGAUAUGGUGGUCUUUCUGUAAGGUCCAUUGGUGUCUCCGUCAAGAAAAAUGAGCAAGUCCUCCUCCAAGCCUAAGCAUAAAAGCAAGACCAAGAGCAAAAGCACAACCAGCAGCAAGGGCCCUCCACUUUUCUCCGACUUUGGUCACAAAGCUAAAGACUUGCUUACAGCGGGAUAUUCCAAGGGCCAGAGGUUCACCUUCGCAUCCCACAUUGAUGGCGGAGUGAACCUUACAUGUUCAACCUCCGCGAAGAUUGGAGGACGAUCAACUGCAGCUGUUGCAGGAUCGUACACAUACAAGAAUGCCACCUUCAACUGCCGAAUUGAUACGGAUUCAAAAGUUGCUGGAACAUUAAGUACGAAGUUUUUGUCAAGCACAAAGACUUCAGCUUCAUUCAGCUUGCCGGAGUACAAGUCUAGCAAGCUCGGGUUUCAAACACGCCAAGAAUAUGGUGCCGCAGCUGUGUCUGUUUCUCUGUGCCAGUCUCCCACAAUCAACCUUUCAGCAACCGUCGGUAGUGCAAGCAUUGUCAUCGGUAUGGAGGCAGAAUACAAGACUGCUUCCAGCACUUUCUCCAAAUGUAAUGCAGGCAUUAGCAUGAAGAGUCUCAAUUCUGAUGCUUCAAUAAUUCUGGGAAACAAGGGUGGCUUGAUAACAGCAUCGUACGUUCAUUAUCGUGGUCAAGAAAAGAAGAAUGCAGCAGUGGUAGAGUUCACUCAGAACCUCUCAACAAAGAACACCACCUUGACAGUUGGAGGAUCGUGCAUGGUUGAUCAUCAGACAGUGGUGAAAGCUAGACUCGACGGUCGCGGAGAUUUUAAGACUGUCCUGCAGUACAGUAUUAGACCAAAGUCGUGCUUGUCUAUCUCAGGCGAGUUCAACACCAAGGCACUUGACAAGAUUCCUAAAAUUGGACUGGCACUUUCUCUUGCUCCUUAAACGAUUUCGCAAUAUUUAUAUGCAACUGAUGCAAUUCUUAGAUAGAUGUUUCUACU
This is a messenger RNA of Pyrus x bretschneideri (Chinese white pear), 1162 nucleotides long. Its product is annotated as mitochondrial outer membrane protein porin 2-like. Gene Ontology annotation, cellular component: mitochondrial outer membrane. Lineage: Eukaryota; Viridiplantae; Streptophyta; Magnoliopsida; Rosales; Rosaceae. The transcript has 6 exons. Gene Ontology annotation, biological process: monoatomic anion transmembrane transport. The coding region runs from base 216 to 1106 and encodes 296 amino acids. Gene Ontology annotation, molecular function: voltage-gated monoatomic anion channel activity. The record is from RefSeq and is a predicted model, not a curated record.